Molecule: messenger RNA, 4825 nt
Organism: Styela clava
Lineage: Eukaryota; Metazoa; Chordata; Ascidiacea; Stolidobranchia; Styelidae
Product: vezatin-like
Biological process (GO): cell-cell adhesion
Cellular component (GO): plasma membrane
Molecular function (GO): myosin binding
Source: RefSeq, a predicted model, not a curated record
GAGACCCCCGAGUCGUUUUGUUCGUGACGGAUAAAUUCUUGAAUGUGGUCACUCUCACAUGAAUUUUACACAAACUGAAAAUUUGGCCUAAAGUCAGUGGUGGUCGACCCGUACAGCAGAAUCUUUUCUCGUUAAGUUGAUCUUGGCUGAAAAUUGUCACACCGAUGCUACGGUAUCACCAGUAAAAUUGACGGAGCAAACCAUUGGUUCCUGCUGACAUAGAGCCACAACGUGCAACAUUCACCAGGCCUCUCUGUAGUCGAGAUGUCUGUGCUGCCUCCCCAUUCUGUCUGCUACAUAUCCGACUGGGCCAUUACAGUUGUUUUGUUGUUGUUGUGCUUUUUAGAGUACAAUUGACAAAGAUUUCUCGGUGUUUGCACCAAUUCCUUUUCCUCCAGAAGUAGUCUAAGUCGUUAUAAAGUUCUUUCAGCUUUUUCUGUUGCAAUUUUUGUGAAAUUUGUCUUAGAGUGGCAGGUCUGGUACGAAUAUACUGCUCAUCUCCUUUUGCAUUGCCAUGUGCUGAUGUAUGGUUUUCACCUGGUUCCUUCCGAUAUAUUCUAUCAAAGCAAGUUCCCCUUUUACCUUUAAUAGAUGUGUUGGGGCCGACAAUGUACACGUUAAUGGUACCGGUACCCGUUUCCUAGACAUUUUAGCGCCUUUAGAGAUGCAUAAUAAUUAAUACCGCUGUAUUUUGAGCAAGUGUUUGGAAUUCAGCUGUGGAACUAAAGGAGCGUAGGUUCUUUUGCUUUUCUUUUUCUUGUGAAAUUGAACCUCUAUAGUGGUGGUAGCAUAAAAGUCAUAUUGGGGAUGGCAGAAUAGGGAUGGCAAAAUACGGUCGAAAGGUGGCAGAUUAGGGAUGGCAAAAUAGGGUCGAAAAGUCAAAUUGGGGAUGGCGAAAUGCGGUCGAAGCGUGGCAGAUCUAUUUCUACGAUUCUCCGAAUUCGUCGAAUUUGUGAUUUGAAAAUAUACAUUUUCUUUGUGACCGGUUGGAAUUUCAGAUAACGCCGUGCCUAGUUCAUAACGGUCAAAGACUUAAAGAAUAUUUUCCAAGCUUAGAAAUCCUCUGUUUGGCAGAGCAACGGCUCUAUUUUUUGAUGCUUCGCAUGCAUCACAUAUAGGAUUUGAUAUGUCACAAGUCUGCAAUUGUAACACGUUUAGUUUCAUAUUUCAUUGCUGUAGCAACCUGUUCGUUUUCGCUCUUCGACUCGUCUAAUAUUAAAUUGUCAUCAUUACCAAAUUUUUAUGAGUCCGAUAGUAUAGGGGGAAUCUGGAAUUGAAAUCGUUUUUUUUUUUUGUACUGGUUCUUCGAGGAGUGGAGUGGUACAAAAUGAUUUGUUUUAAAAUCUUCGGCUGUUGGUGGAAUCGUUAUUUGGUCAUCGUUCACUGUCGUUUUUGACUGUUGCAUGGCUCUGACGUCACGGCCACGAACCGUUCUUGUGGAAGGCUGACUCAAGAAAAUGUUGGCGCACGUUUGUGUGUAAUAGGAUUGAAUGGGAGCCUUGAUAACUGCACUCAAGCCAUACACCUGCAUCAUUUUUGAGAAACACCCAUCUGUUCGAGCUGAAUGUACCAAAUCCAAAUAUUUAGACAUCACAACUCGAUUAUCAUCAAUCUGGUUUUUGAAAGUGGGACAUUUCGUGUCGUAAAACUCUGAAUGUUCUAAAAUUCCAAUUGCUGUCAGGAGGCAUAAAUGCUUGUGAUAGUUUUGUGUUCCAUAUAUCAGUAUAUCGUGGCGGAGGAUCAACUGAAGAACCCCCCCCCCCCUCCCCCAGGGUACCCAACUGAAGAAUCUCCACCCCAAGUUAGACCAAUUGUAGAAUCUCCACCCCAACUAAGACCAUCUAACCUCACCAAAUAAUUUGUCCAGGUCAAAUGAAGGAUCAACUGGUAUUCACCAGGUCGAAUAAAGGAUCUGGUAUUAUCCGCUCAGGUGGUUUGGGGGAGGGGGGUUCUCUUGUUGGAAAACGGGACUCAGGCGGGUCCGUAAGGGAGAUUUUUCAGUUGAUCCGAGGUGGAUACUGCUCUGUAUAAGCAAUUUCCAUCCCCUUCCACGUACAGACAUACCUUGGAGUGAAGUUAUCCAGCAUGAUUGGAUGAAAUCUUUGCAAAAUACUUUUUGACACUGAACAUUCUUUCAAAAAAUGUUCAGACUGUGGUGCUUCAGGAAGGAUAUUUUGAUGGUUGUCCAAUAAACACUUCAUCGAUUUGGUCAGAUAAAAAAGAUCUUCCAACAGCCGUAACCGUAACGCUAUAUCGUAAUUGAACUCUUGAUAUGGGCAUAAGCAUCUUGCACAUAAAAUGUGUUUCUUGCCCCUUCUAUCAUGACUUUUGGUUGUUCCCCAAGGCAAGAAGCAUGUGUCCAUGACUCACACAUUUCAGACUGGAUGCACUCGUCAAUGCAUUCAGUAGAACAGGUGGCACAGGGAUAUAAUUGGCCCAUGACACAAAUAUUAGUAGAGAAGGGCGAUCUUUGUGACAGUUCAGUACUUUGUUUUCCUGUUCUAAUUCUUACUUGUGCAUGCAAGAUGUUGUACCCUUCACCAUUUUUCUAUGAACUUCUACAAUGCUAGACUGUACUAAAAUGAAUUUAAUUUACAGAUGGAAUUUCACAAGCAUAUUUGUUUUAUCAAUAACACAAUUUUAAACAGCAAUUUAUUGAGUGAAGAAGAUGUUUCCUUUUUAACUAUGAAUUGUCCUGAAAUUUUGCUACCAGCAAGCAGGAACACGGAGUAUAUUACAAGAAAAUAUCCUUUGAAAAUGUCAAAUUGCAACGUUACAAAUAUGAAUAAAUUAGUGUCACGUGUGGUCGCAUUGAGCAAGCAACUGCUACUACCUGCUGUACAUAUCUACUAUCGUCUUCUCGUGAUAAUUGGCAGUCGAGUAGCAUACACAUACAUGGACGAAGUUGAUGUUCACUUUCCUAUCUUAUGACUAUUAUCAGUAGCCUGUUUCUUUUUUGUUCUUAUUUCAGUUCCGUCUUCCAGGUUUCUUCAUUGUUUUAUUGUCUUCUUGAGUAUUUCCCUCGCAGUAUUUGAUAGUGGAAGACACUGGGUUCAUAUAACAGUUUUUACUUUUGUGGCCAUUUUCAUAUCACAAAAGUUUUUUUUUCGAAAAGCGAAUCAACCAUAUCAUGAUAAUGCAAUCUUCCUGAAAAGUUUGAUUGAAACAAAUAUUGAUCAUCAGAAGGUUUUAAGAAGGUGCAUUCGAUUCAUACAAGACAAUGAAGUUGCCGCGAUGGGAUAUACAUUAAUAUCAGGCAAUACCCCAAUCAGUCGGUUGGAGAGAAGCAAACAGAAAUUUGUGAGAGAAUGCAUGCAACUACGUUAUGAAGUAUUCAAAUCUGCUACUAAUUUCGCGCUAUUAUAUCGGAAUGAAACUUUGGAUAUUUUAGGGGAAUCUAAUGAUUUUAAAUUUACCUCUGAAAUAUGUCAGAUUCCUCUCGAGGAACUUGGGCCAUGUUUUGACCAGAAUACCUCUAUGGAACACAUCACAAAUGUGACUGACAAUUUCUGCCUUGAUAUAUUACGAGAUGUUGUCAGAUUCAUGUUUCAACAGCGUUCUGAAUUUUUGAAGAAUUUAGUAGUGAAAAUAAAUAAACUGAAUUGUAAUGAAAACACUGGCUUAAAUGAUCAUUUAUCAAACUUGUUUCAAACAUUUUCACCUUUGAAGAUAUCAUGCGAUGAAGCUUCUAAACAUUUAAUAAAAGUUUACAACGCGCAUUUGAAUGUUGAAAAUGAUUUGAAAUCUGGUAGCCGGAUGGAGAAUACUAAAGAUUCCACAUCCAGGUCCAUGCUCAACAUUUCUCUUCACAGCAUUCAAGUUCACCUAAGAUCAGCACUACAAGUUGCAAUUGAAGCUGAACAAAAUUGUGAUGAAGCUGAUGAAGAUUUUAACUUAUUGUUGAAAGACAAACUCCUGCCUCAGGUUCAAAUUCAUGUUGAUGCUACUAAUCAAUGUAUAGCGGAAACUUUAAAAUGUCUCGAACCUGUUUUAAAAGAAAAUAAUAUUCCAAAAAUCAGACCUAAUUCUGAUUCCAUGUCAAACUCAAAAUCACUAAUUGACGAGUCUUCGCUCAAUAAUCAGGAUGAAAUCAGGGAAGAUCAGGUAUUUGAGGCGACCACUGAAGACCUGGAGAACGAUGAUACUGAUAAAAUUGAUAAUGAUACAGAGUUCCAGAAUAUGCGCAAGAAGAGAAUUGAAGAAACCACUCAUGUUAUGAAAGAACUUAAAUCCGUACUUCAUAUGAAAACUUCAGUGGAAGAACGGGAAAUUCGAAAACAAAAACUGUUUCCAAAUUAUAUACCAAAGACUGAUAAUUUUGUUAACAUAUGCGGCAAUGAAUCUUCAACUUUGAUGUCUUCCACACUACCAGACAUGAAAACGACUGCCGAUCUUAGGGGUAUUACACAUGUAGAAAAUAUUUCAAGUGGAUGCUUCAUGGCUGAAGGGGAAUUGCCCGCUUCAAGUCACACUCUGUUAAAAUUGCCACGGAGACCCUCGAUACCAGGAAGAACUAAAAGAAAAAAAUCGCAUAUCCGAAGGAAACAAUUUCAGCCUUCUACACGUGACAAUAGGUUUCAGGAACAGGCGAUUAGUGGAGACGAUGGCGAUAGUGAAUCUGAUAAAAGCGUUGUACAUCUCAGCUUUGGCUUUUCUUCAUCGAUAGCCUCUCAAGUUGCUAAGGUUGCUUCGGAUUCAUCAUUCAAAGUUUUUGCUGAUUCAGCAGGAGUUGGGGUGCAGAAGAGAAGUUUGGUUGGCGAAGAAACUACUUUUGGUGAUUCUGAUUCAGAUUCUUGAUUUCUUCAAUAAAUUUAUUUGUAAAUUA